AUGAUUGGAACUCGUCGCCGGCUGCGGGCCUCCUCGGUCUCGGCGGGCAUCCUGCGCGGCGCUUUGAGGUACGCCACAUUCAUGGGUGUCAUCAGUUUUGGCGUGAAGUGGAAUCGCAGCCAGCGGCGUCUGGUGGCCAAGGAUUGGCUCUGGUACAAAUGGUUUUGCCUCCUGACGCGAGUGCUCAUGUGUGGCCUCAACUUCGUCUUGUAUUAUGACUUCAUCUUUGUGCUGAAUAUGUCCCAUUUGAAGGUAAUCGUCAUCUUUCGCAUGCUCAUCUGCAUGGUCUGCGCUGCGGUCACCCUGCUGCUGCAGUUCUGGCAUGGACAGCGUGUGCUUCGCGUGGUCAACAGCUUUCUGCGGCUCUAUCAGCGCGUCGAGGCGCUGCCCGGCUGCCGGGAUGUGGGCUUUGGGGGCAGGUGGGCGCUGUGCCUGCUGCUCGGCAAGGUGAUCUGUAUGCUGCACGAGCUCGUCUGCAUGAUUCCGCCAAUGCUCGAGGAGCUUGAGUUUUAUUUUGUGCUGAGCACAAUUUGCGAUACAUACAAUACCGUGAAUGCGGCCAUUAUCCUGAACACCUGCUUCGUGGGCUACCUCAGUCUGGGCAUCAUCUACGACCGGCUGAACGGCUAUGUGCGGCACGAGCUGCGCCAACAGCUCGGCGAGCUGGGCGACGCCGCCAGCCGUAUGCAGCUGGAGGCGGCUGGGCAACGCCUGGACGAGUGCCUGGCCAUCUACGAUGAGCUGCACCAGGUGGGCCGAUCGUUCCAUCAGCUCAUCGAGUUGCCGCUCUGCAUCAUACUCAUGUUUGGCUUUGUCAGCAUGGCGCUGGUUGCCUUAUUCAUCAUGUUGAACCUAUUCGACGGCAUUAGCCUGUGGGUCAUGGAGGUCAAGAUGUUGCUGGACAUUUUGCUGCUGACCCUCGUGGUGCAUGGGGCAAGCAGCAGCUCGCGUGUGAUACGCAGGCUCAGCCUGGAGAAUUACUACGUCAGCGAGCACAAGGAUUGGCACAGGAAGCUGGAAAUGUUUUUGAACCGACUGAACUAUAACGAAUUUCCGGUGCGUCCUUUGGGCCUAUUCGAGGUGUCCAACGAGCUGAUCUUGGUCUUUCUGUCCGGCCUGGUCACCUAUCUCACCUACAUAUUGCAGUACAGCCGGCAGUGGGAGAAUCUCUAG
Messenger RNA from Drosophila novamexicana, 1173 nucleotides. Its product is annotated as putative gustatory receptor 93c. The transcript is spliced from 2 exons. Gene Ontology annotation, biological process: sensory perception of taste. NCBI's taxonomy places the organism in Eukaryota, Metazoa, Arthropoda, Insecta, Diptera, Drosophilidae. The coding region runs from base 1 to 1173 and encodes 390 amino acids. Gene Ontology annotation, cellular component: membrane. The record is from RefSeq and is a predicted model, not a curated record.